GCUUAGAAAAUUGUAAGGUCAUUUGAAUUACGUGCGCCAGCGAGGUGAUCGGCCACAAUGAUCUCAGAAAGGCUGUCGGCGGCGGGAUGAUGAGGAUCGCGGGGUCAAAGUCGACGCGCACCGUCACGCGAAUCUGACUCCCGAUCGGCCGGAGGAGAGGAGCAGCGGCUCAGUGUGGCACUUACCCAGAGGAGGGGGGAUCCCGGUGCGUGCGUCUCUGUCCGUGUGAGCCUCUGUGGAGCCAGGCGAGCGGCUGUGAGAGGCGGAGGGGGCGAACCGCGCUAACGUGUAAGCCGAUCAAGGUGGAAUCGCACACAACGAAUUUACGCGUCAGGGGAUUUCUGCGCACAUACAUGCUGUGACGGUGCGAGUCCAGUGCAAGGAUGAUGCGUCUAGGGUGCUGCACAGCCCUGCUGUUUGUGCUGAGGCUGCUGGUGGGCUUGCCCUGGUACCAGGUUCUGCCGGCCAUCCUGAUCUUCUAUCUGGGAAGCGGAGGAUGGAGCUUCCUGCAGAUUUUUGCCAAAACUAUCGGCAGAGACUUACAUGCGGCGAGUGUGUUGUUGCGUGUGAAGAUGAACGUCAGACGUCACCUCAAACAGAAGAACACCCUUCCCAAGAUCUUUGCUGAGACAGUGCGUCGCCAUGGUGACAAGACAGCGCUCAUCUUCGAGGGGACGGGGGAGAAGUGGACCUUCCGAGAGUUGGACGAGUACUCCAACCGAGUGGCUAACCUGCUGCUACAGCGGGGUUUCAAGGAGGGUGAUGUGGUGGCCCUCUUCAUGGAGAACAGGCCCCAGUACGUGGGCCUCUGGCUGGGCAUGGCCAAGAUUGGAGUAGAGGCCGCUCUCAUCAACUUCAAUCUGAGACUAGAGGCCUUGGUCCACUGUGUCACCAUCUCCAAUGCCAAGGCUGUGGUCUUUGGCGCCGAGCUGACUGAUGCUGUUUGCGAGGUCCACAGUUCAAUGGGGAAGACGGUGCAGACGUUCUGCUCCGGAGACUGGGACCCCAAACGAGUCCCACAGGGCACCGAGUGCCUCGAGCCCCUGCUGGCUGCGGCCCCGUCCCACCUGCCCAGCCGGCCCCAACGCUGCUUCACAGAUCGCCUAUUCUACAUCUACACAUCAGGAACCACUGGGAUGCCGAAAGCUGCCAUUGUCGUGCACAGCAGGUACUACCGCAUGGCAGCUCUGGUGUAUUACGGCUUCAGGAUGACGUCAGACGAUGUGCUGUAUGAUUGUCUUCCACUCUACCACUCUGCAGGAAACAUUGUGGGAGUGGGCCAGUGUUUGAUCCAUGGCAUGACCGUAGUCAUCAGAAAGAAGUUCUCUGCCUCGCGUUUCUGGGACGACUGUGCCAAAUACAACUGCACUAUUGUGCAGUACAUUGGCGAGAUCUGCAGAUACCUGUUGAACCAGCCAGUGCGGGACACAGAGAAGCGCCAUCGGGUGCGCAUGGCGCUGGGUAACGGCCUUCGCCAGAGCAUAUGGGAGGAGUUUAUGAGCCGCUUCAACAUCCCGCAGAUUGCAGAGUUCUACGGAGCCACAGAGUGCAAUUGCAGCCUGGGCAACUUCGAUAACAAGGUCGGAGCCUGUGGCUUCAACAGUCAGAUUUUACCCUUCAUCUACCCCAUCCGACUGGUGAGGGUUGAUGAAGAGACCAUGGAGCUCAUUAGGGGGCCUGACGGCGUCUGCAUUCCCUGUAAACCUGGCGAACCUGGCCAGCUCGUAGGCAGGAUCAUUCAGAACGACCCCCUCAGGAGGUUUGAUGGCUACGUCAACCAAACGGCAACCAGCAAGAAGAUUGCUCACAGUGUCUUCAAGAAGGGAGACAGUGCCUAUCUCUCUGGCGAUGUGUUGAUCAUGGACAUAUACGGCAGCAUGUACUUCAAGGACCGGACAGGAGACACUUUCCGCUGGAAAGGAGAGAACGUCUCCACGACUGAGGUGGAGGGAACGCUCAGCAGGCUGCUAGAAAUGAAAGAUGUAGUCGUGUACGGCGUGGAAGUACCAGGAGCAGAGGGAAAGGCUGGCAUGGCAGCCAUCGCUGAUCCGUCAAACAACACCGACCUGGAGAAGUUUGUGAAGGACAUGGAGAAGACGCUGCCUCCGUACGCCAGACCCGUGUUCCUCCGCUUCCUGCCAGAGGUCAACAAGACAGCAACAUUUAAGUUUCAGAAGACGGACAUGCGUAGGGAUGGAUUUGAUCCGAGCGCGGUGUCGGACAGACUCUACUUCAUGGAUUCCAGCAGAGGGCGCUAUGUGCGGCUGGAUGAGGAGUUUUACCGCUCGAUACUGUCAGGGAAACACAAAUUGUGAUGACUAGGCUGACGACGACAUUUAUACAGACACACACACUCACACAUACAGUGGGAGGAACAUAUUUUGAGAGCAGAACGCAGAACCUUGUCCCCACAUAUAAAGGAAUAGCCAUACAAAUACACAUGUGGUCAUUCUAAUGCCAACACACACAGACAUGUUUUAUUCCCAAGCUCACUUAGCUCUUAGCACGCUGCACACACACACACACACACACACACAGCACUAUUCCAAUUAUCCCUCCUGAAAUCUCCCCGGCAACUCCUCUCCCUACCUCAGCAAACACAGAGAUGCACAAACCUAGCGACCAGGGCUAUUUGGUAACUUGAGACCGCUCUUCAUCGCCACAUAAUCCCGGUGCACACAGCUCUCAAACUCCAACAGCCCACCCCCCCACGGUGUGUUCAUCACGAUCCACUGAGCCAGAUGUUAUGGGGGGGACGACGACACCACAGGUGGCUGGGAGAGGAGGGGGGUCGUCAGGACUACAGGCUGCCUGGCAUCUUGAAUGCAAAAAACUUGAAACUUACAGAAAACCACAAACUUUAUGGAUGAAGAAGAGGAAUAUGGAUUCAGAACACAUCGGAGGGACCUACAAGGACCUAAUCUCUCUCUCUCUUCUUUCUCUGAUCGCUAUUUUAGCAAUGUUUUUUUGUUUUUUUUUAACUGGAGCCUCGAUCAUUGACUUCACCUGCACAAUCCGCCAGCAGUGACAAACCUGUGACAACCACACCUUUAUCUGAAAUGACCCCGUCUGGUCUCCUCCUCUUCAUUUCCAGUUUGCACUGAAAGUGAAGGAGGGACACCACGAUGAUUUGUAAAGGGAACUGAUGAACAUGUGAAGUGCAGAGGUUGAAUCAGACCAGUGGCUCCAGCUGAAGGGUUCACUAAAGUGCAAUAGGGCUCUGAGCUCCUGCAGUGCAAUAAUCAGCCGCACCACACCAGAGCUGAUAUAAAAACAAAUCUUUGCGUUUAAAUAUGUCUGCAUCACACCAAAUAUAUUUAAGUUGUAGUGUUUGUUUACAUAUUUAAGAAUAGUUUUUAGUAAUUUAUGUUGUAAAAGCUUUCUUCUCUCGUUGUCGUGACAAAUGUAUCAGGGUUUUUUUUUCUUUUUUGUAUCUCUAUCCAAAUCGGUUUCCUGCAUUUUAUAUCAGCGGCUCGAUAACACAUACGAAAAGUGAUCUGACUGAUUCAACCCUGGGCUAAACACAUGGGGCUUUCUCCACUCACAGCGCUGGUCACUGACUGGGCUGGCGUACAGCGGGAUCGUGCCGCCGUAUUGUGCAGGUUGGUCGUUUCAACGUAGACGUAUCGUACGGUGUGCGAGAAUAUUCUUCUGAAACACUCGAGUGAAGAGAGAGAAGCUCUUGUGUGUUUAUUUCAUUUUUUGUUGAAGUAUUUUCUGUUCGCUAAAGCGGGAUGUUCUGCCAGAUUCAGGAGAGCCGAACGAUCCAAAGAUUCAAGGGCAGGGAGGAGGGACACUGUAUGGAAAUAGAAGAAGAGGUAAAAUGUGCUUCGUCAGCGAUUUAUGUCUUUUGUCAUCGGAGGUCGCAGCAGCAUGAAUGAGCUUCAUCGACCACAAGCAGAGCACUGUGCCUUACUGUGAGUUCACCUCCCAGAUUCACAGGCCCUGCCCCACACAUAGUGUCUCAUAUGGUUCCCUGCGCUGGACCUGGACCUUCCCUCUUCUCCUUCAGCCUCUAUCCUCCAUGAUCUUAUUAGUUUUUAGACAUUUCGUGUCGUAGGGGGAUAUCAUUCACCCACGUUACCGUUUGCUCAGCACCUUUUACUUUAGGCCUUUAUCGUCUUUCUGCCAACCCCCUCCGUCCUCUCUUCCCUCCUUCUCUCCCUCUACCACCCGAAGAGAUGUAGAGCCACAGUCGGAGGAUCCAGCUGAGGAUCAGGUGCCUGACCCCUGGUUGGAUCCUCUGCCUCGUCUGGAUUCUUAUUCUCUGCCACAUCUGCUUCAGACAAAAGUUAAAAACAGUAGUUGAAUAGAUUUAAAAUAUUGUCUUUCUGUAAGAGUCCCACAUCUUAGUCAGUGGCCGUAAAGCGAGGCAGGUCGCUGCCAACAUUUAACGUCUGGCUCUAAUUCCUCGUACGUUUUACUCUGGAAGUGCUUUUGGACUCUCAGUUUGUUUCCAUGGCUUUAUUUUGAUUACUUUCUUUGCACUGACUGACACAGUCGACCUUGAUGGCUGCUGACGCUGUUUAUCAAAGUUGCUGUCACUCCUCAUCUCCCAGGUAUUUUUGGGCGGGGAGGAAAUAGACCAACGAAGCCAUUUGACAGAAAUUGAGAAUCAUCCCAGCUUCCUCUGUAGUCUUAGUUCUGAGUCCCUCUCUCACACGUUCUUUGAUGAUGAGUGUGAAAUGUUCUCAUGAAUGUCUGAAAAGCAAAAAUGAGUGACCAAUGAUGAUGAUGAUAAUUUUUGUAAAGUGUAAUUUACGAAGGGAACGCAGUUUGGCUGUUAUGAUGCUUCUGAUCGAGGGGUUGCGCUUGUCGAACCCUGACCACCAGGGGGCGCGUGACUACACAGCCUCAUAGACGAGCACUCUGAAUAAGAAUUUUCCUUUUCUUUGUGUUGUUUUUUUUAUGAGUUUAAAUUAUUAUUUUUGUGAAACUGUUGAUUACACAUUUGAUUGUUUCACUGGUAUUUGUGUUCUUUCUUUUCUUUGUGGAAAUUGCAGCUUUUUUGCGGCUUUGGUAUAAAAAGGGGGAGUGAGUGGAAGACAAUCAAACAGUUGAUUUCUUUUUUUUGUUUAUUCUAAAUAUUUGGCACAUGGAACCAGUCAGGACUCUUUCCUUUCUAGAUGAGUUUGGCCUGGAGCCUGUUUACCAUUUCCCAGAUGCUGUAGGUCAACGCAGGAAAGGGCUCUCAGUGAGUGAAGGGUCUGUGGGACAUGCUGCGUUGAGUUUUUGAUUCCCCUGUUUCACCAGAUGGGGGCACUGUGACUUCCCUCAUACUUUUAGUGAAGUUGAAGAGAAGCCAUCGUGUUAUCAUGCAGCCAUUGGAUAAACUAUCAAAUUACACUGUAACAGAAAAUAAAUGUGUUUUAUUUAAAUGAAAAUCUAAAAUGUAUUUCCAAAAUGUGGAUUUACUUUCACUGUCAAUCGUUUUCCAAAUUUAGAACUUAGUCUUUUUGUUAUGUUUCAGUUGGACUGUACAUAUCACCAAUCUUAAAAGUCUUUUCUUUUACAUUUUUGAUUCAAGAGUUUGUCAAACAAAUAACUAUCGCCCAGCUUCUUUGUACAUUUACUUUAUUCACAUUAUGAAUCGACAGAUGAAAAAACAAUUUCAUGACCGCCCCCAAAAACCCUGAGCUAGUGCGUUGUGUCACUCCGUGGUGAUUGAAGUGUGUGUGUUGAUGUUCUGGUUUAUUCAGUUAAGCUCUAGUGAAAGUGAAAAUAUUUUUCAGGCGUCUCAUACUGAGAUCAGUGAAGAGAAGUCUCGAGAUGAAAACAAUGACUUGUGAGGUUCAGGAUUAUUAUGUGAGGGUCAUUACACUGCAGACAGGCCACCGAUCACAACCCCUAAAUGAGGACUUUGUGUCCAAGUGUCUCUCUGGUCUCCUCAUGUCUCCGAACGACAUCACUCAACCUGCUUAUUGCGCUUUUUGUCUUUUUCUUGCUGUCGUGUUCCUCAGAAAAAAGUGCUAGAGAAGGAAACUGGUUUGUACAUGUCUGCGUGUGUGUGUGUGUGUCUGUGUGAGCGUGUGUGUGUGUGUGUGUAUAUAGGGGAGGUCUGUGAGGUGAGUGUGAGACACACACACUGAUGUCCUCUUGUCCACAUAAGGCGAGCUGUAUACGUCGUGCAUUUGAAGAAGAUGAGAUAAAAGCCCUGCUGCAAAUGGAAAAUCAUUAUUAAUAAAAACUAUUUAAAUUGU
Platichthys flesus (European flounder) is the source of this 6200-nucleotide messenger RNA. RefSeq names its product solute carrier family 27 member 4 (gene slc27a4). Bases 384 to 2315 code for a protein of 643 amino acids. The transcript has 14 exons. The record is from RefSeq and is a predicted model, not a curated record. Gene Ontology annotation, biological process: medium-chain fatty acid transport; response to nutrient; long-chain fatty acid import into cell. Gene Ontology annotation, molecular function: long-chain fatty acid-CoA ligase activity; long-chain fatty acid transmembrane transporter activity. NCBI's taxonomy places the organism in Eukaryota, Metazoa, Chordata, Actinopteri, Pleuronectiformes, Pleuronectidae. Gene Ontology annotation, cellular component: microvillus; endoplasmic reticulum membrane; plasma membrane.